Molecule: messenger RNA, 1035 nt
Organism: Ostreobium quekettii
Lineage: Eukaryota; Viridiplantae; Chlorophyta; Ulvophyceae; Bryopsidales; Ostreobiaceae
Source: the annotation of a GenBank genome assembly
AUGCAGCGCCCGACGCACGCCGCGCCCCAUGGGCCAUUCCGCAUCCCUCCGAUCUCCCGAUUGCCGCCCAGGCCGGCCCGUCCCUUUUCGCGCAUCCCUGUUUCUAAUCCCAUCCCCUGCCGCCGCAUCUCUCGCGGCGUUCCAGACUCGGCAUGCCGAUCGAUGGCCCCUCGCGGCGAUCAAUCGGGAGGGGACCGCGGCCAAGGGCCGUGGGCGGGGGCCCUGGCAGCAUCCGCGGCGGUCGUCGUGGCCCUGGCGUCGCUGGCGGGCCCGGCGGGCGCGACGGAGUUCAACAAGAUGAGCACGAGCGGCGACUUGUUCGACCCGAUGCGGUACACGGGGCGGUGGUACGAGGUGGCAUCUCUGAAGAGGGGCUUCGCGGGGGAGGGCCAGCAGGACUGCCACUGCACGCAGGGGAUCUACUCGCCAAAGCAGAUGUCAAAGGGAAAGAUAGCUCUGGAGGUGAACACAUUCUGUGUUCAUGGCAGCCCCAAAGGCCGUGUCUCUGGCAUUCAGGGUCAGGUGUCAUGUGCCCCUCCAGCUGAGCUCAAGCUGAUGCCUGAGUUUGAGACGGACCUUGAGAGGAAGGAGAUGAUUGAGGAAAAGUGUGUGCUGAGGUUCCCGGCCAUUCCCUUCAUACCCCCAGAGCCGUACGACGUCAUAAGAACGGACUACGAAAACUACGCCCUUGUCCAGGGGGCGGUGGACACAAGCUUUGUGCAGAUCUACUCGCGCACACCCAACCCUGGGAAGAAGUUCAUAGAGCAGCAGAAGGCCUUCCUGAAAGAGUUUGGGUACCCAAUAAAUGCCAUCCGCGACACGCCCCAGGACUGCCCUGUAGUGUCCAUAGACGCAUUGAUGGGCGCUAUGGGCAAGGACACAACGAUGGAGAGCAUGAUGAAGAACACGAUGCCAAGCAAUGUAACGAUUGCAGACAUACCAGGCGUGGAGUUUGCAGGGCCUAGGAACGUUGUUGAGGGAGUCAAAGACUUCUUGACACUGUUGCGACAGACGAAUGGCACUUCCAUAGAUUAG